AUGGCUCCAUCAGAUGCGAAUGUCAUGGGCGCUGCCAUCUAUCUUGUGCAAAGCGGACAAGUUGGUCCAAUGACCUCGCCGCAACUCAUUGGUUGGGAACGCAAUCCUGAUAAUGCUGAUUGUUUGGUUCAUGCUUUCCACUGUAGAUGCUGCAUUUAUGCCCAACAACCUCGUGAUCAGGCUGGGUCACCAGUAACACCCGAGGAACACCUGCCCGACACUGAAGCGAACAGUCCAUCAUUGGAGAGUGACGACAUCAGCUACACAGAGUCGCAAAGGAUUCACACUUAUUAUGAGGGUAGUGAUGAUGAAAUUUCUUCUCCUCGCGAAGAAGGCAUCCCGGAGAAAUGUCAAUGGACCGGCGAGGAUGCACCUAGCUGUGAUGUUGAAGAGGCUCCUGGACAUGAGGCGGACAAUAUAUAA
Messenger RNA from Suillus subalutaceus, 423 nucleotides. RefSeq lists its product as uncharacterized. The coding region runs from base 1 to 423 and encodes 140 amino acids. The record is from RefSeq and is a predicted model, not a curated record. NCBI's taxonomy places the organism in Eukaryota, Fungi, Basidiomycota, Agaricomycetes, Boletales, Suillaceae. The transcript has 4 exons.